CUAGGUUUAAGAUUUGCCUUGGGUAGUUAAGCAAGAAGCACGGACUGGAAAAGAAUUCCGCUCACGACUGUCAGGGAGCCAAUUGCUGCGUAACCUAAUUCGCAAGCCCUGCAAUCCGGGAUGACGACGCUUCGUCGCUUCACCUGUAAUGACCUCUUCACAUAUAAUAAUGUGAACCUCGAUAUUUUGACGGAGACAUACAACCUACCCUUUUACCUUACGUACCUGGCAAAAUGGCCAGAGUAUUGCCUCAUGGCGGAAGCCCCUGGCAAACAAGCUAUGGGGUACAUAUUGGGCAAGGCUGAAGGGGAUGGCGAGCUUUGGCACGGCCACGUCACAGCGGUAACAGUCGCUCCUGACUUCAGACGCCAAAACCUUGCACAGAAGUUGAUGCACGUCCUAGAGGAGAUCUCUGAGAAGGUCCAUGACUGCUACUUCGUUGAUCUGUUCGUGCGCAAAUCCAAUUCAGUUGCAAUCAAGAUGUACCGCAAGUUUGGAUACAUAAUCUAUCGGACGGUAGUGGGCUACUACACUGGGGACGAAGACGCAUACGACAUGCGGAAGGCGCUGCCAAGAGACGUGCACAAGAAAUCUAUGAUUCCAUUGAAACGCCCCAUUAAACCAGAAGAACUGGAGUGGGAAUAGGGGGUUUGUACUGCUGUGUGCUGUACGCAGUCACCCCUGGCAGUCACGUUUCUCCAUGCUGUAAGCCGCCGUUCAGAUG
Molecule: messenger RNA, 724 nt
Organism: Volvox carteri f. nagariensis
Lineage: Eukaryota; Viridiplantae; Chlorophyta; Chlorophyceae; Chlamydomonadales; Volvocaceae
Exons: 2
Coding region: 121-645 (174 amino acids)
Biological process (GO): N-terminal peptidyl-methionine acetylation
Cellular component (GO): NatB complex
Molecular function (GO): protein-N-terminal amino-acid acetyltransferase activity
Source: RefSeq, a predicted model, not a curated record